CUCCUCCUCCUUCUCCUCUCGGCUCUGCUUCUCCACCGCCGCUGCUGUCGCUGCUGCUGCUGCUGCUGCUGCUUCUGAGGACAGACGCUCUCACUGCGGCGGAAACUUCUGCCAGGAGACGCGGGAAGGGCAAAGAAGGGAGUCUGAACCUGAGCCCCUAGAGAGACACAUCCAGGCUUUUUCCCACUUCUAUGAGGACUUCUCCAGAAUCCAUCACCAGUCAUUGACCAACACACUGAAGAGGCUGCAAUGUCCGUCUGAACUCACUGCUCCUCUUGCAGCCAUGGCCCAACAGAGUGCUCAGCUGUCCCACUGCUAGGCAACGGGGCAUCCGGGAGGGCAGGAGACAUGUUGGGACAGAGGCCCGGAAACCACUGCACUGAAUUUAGUUACUAUAGCUGUUACUGUAGUAACCAUGGAAAUGCUACGGAGGACUGGUCUGGUCUGCACUGUCAUCAUCAUCAUGUUUGUCACAGAGGUCGCAGGAGGUCACAGGAAUGAGUUUGCUCAGUCACAAGCUGCUUUCCUCUCCAGUCUAGGCCAGUAUGAGAUUGCUAUCCCAGUGCGUGUAGGGCCUAAUGGUGAGGCACUGGACACACCUCAACACCAACGAAGAAGACGCCGCAGUGCUGAAGACAGACCACCUGACUCACUCUUCUACCAGCUGUCCAUGCCACGCAACAACUUCCUGCUGAACCUGACGCUGCAGGGAGGCCUGCUCUCCCACCAGUUCAGGGUUGAGUACUGGAAGAGGGGUAGAUUAGCCUGGAGUCACCCUUACUCUCCCCAUUGCCACUACACAGGACACCUCCAAGACCAGCCGCUCUCCAGCAAAGUGGCCCUGAGCAACUGUGAUGGCCUGCAGGGGGUGAUUGUAGCAGGAGGAGAGGAGUACCUGAUCGAACCUCUCGUCUCAUCAGAUAACCAGACCAGGACAGAGAGGGCAGAGGAGCGCCCCCAUGUGGUUUAUAAACGCUCAUCGCUUCGCCAUCAGUACAAGGGCCAAUCGUGUGGAGUCAUUGAUGAAAAGCCGAUGAAAGGAGCGUCUUGGUGGCAGCGAACACUGAAAACACCUCCCCAUCACGUCGGCCGCGGCCAGCUGCCUCUGAAGCGCUCAGUUAGCCGGGAGCGCUACGUGGAGACGCUGGUGGUCGCUGAUAAGAUGAUGGUGGGUUACCACGGCCGCAGGGACAUCGAGCAGUACAUCCUGGCUGUCAUGAAUAUUGUUGCCAAACUGUUCCAGGAUUCUAGCCUGGGGAAUGCAGUCAACAUUGUAGUGACACGGCUCAUCCUGCUCAUGGAAGACCAGCCAACACUGGAGAUCAACCACCAUGCAGGGAAGUCUUUAGACAGUUUCUGUAAGUGGCAGAAAACCAUCCAACACCGCAGCAGCUAUGGAAACGCCAUACCAGACAAUGGGAUUGCUCACCACGACACCGCUGUGCUCAUCACCAGAUAUGACAUCUGCAUCCAAAAAAACAAGCCCUGCGAAACCCUAGGUCUGGCUCCUGUGGGAGGGAUGUGUGAACCGGAGAGAAGCUGCAGUAUCAAUGAGGACAUUGGCCUCGGAACAGCGUUUACUAUUGCCCAUGAGAUCGGACACACGUUUGGGAUGAACCAUGACGGUAUGGGGAACGCAUGUGGCCCUCGCAGCCAGGAGACCGCCAAGCUGAUGGCCGACCACAUCACCAUGAAGACAAACCCGUUCAUCUGGUCGGCAUGUAGCCGGGAUUACAUCACCAGCUUCCUGGACUCUGGAAUGGGAUCGUGUCUGAACAACGUCCCACCAAAGCAGGAGUUUGUGUAUCCCACCACAGCUCCUGGUCAGGCCUACGACGCUGACGAACAGUGCCGCUUCCAGUACGGAGUCAGAUCUCGACAGUGUAAAUAUUCGGAAGUCUGCAGUGAGCUGUGGUGCAUGAGUAAGAGCAACCGUUGCAUCACCAGCAGCAUUCCUGCUGCAGAGGGAACCAUCUGUCAGACCAACACAAUAGAGAAAGGGUGGUGCUAUAAGAGGAUGUGUGUGGCAUAUGGGACUCGUCCGGAGGGCGUGGACGGAGGCUGGGGGUUGUGGUCACCCUGGGAGGAGUGCAGCAGGACGUGUGGAGGUGGAGUCUCUUCCUCUAUCAGACACUGUGACAGUCCCAGGCCAACCAUUGGUGGAAAGUACUGUCUCGGCGAGAGAAAGCGUUUCAGGUCCUGCAAUAUUGACGAGUGCCCCACUGGAUCUCAUGAUUUCAGGGAGAUUCAGUGCUCCAACUUUGACAGUGUUCCUUUCCGGGGAAAAUUUUACACCUGGAGGCCAUACAGAGGGGGUGGGGUGAAGCCCUGCUCUCUAAACUGUCUGGCAGAAGGUUAUAACUUCUACACGGAGCGUGCUCCAGCUGUGGUGGAUGGUACACCCUGCAGAGAUGACUCCCUGGAUGUGUGUGUAAAUGGAGAGUGCAAGCACGUCGGCUGCGAUCGCAUCCUCGGAUCGGACGUACGUGAGGACCGCUGUCGGAUCUGUGGGGCUGACGGGAGCAGCUGCUUGAGUGUUGAGGGACUCUUCAACGACUCGCUUCCUGAAGGGGGUUAUGAAGAAGUGGUCCGAAUUCCCAAAGGUUCAGUGUUCAUCCACAUACAGGAGCUCAACAUCUCCCUCAACUACCUUGUGCUAAAGAGUAAAGGUGACCAGUAUUAUAUCAAUGGGAAGCUGACCAUUGACACACCACGCAGGUUCGAUAUAGCUGGUACCAUAUUCCACUACAGGCGUCCCACUGAUGGGCCAGAAACUCUUGAAGCUCUGGGGCCAACAAACAUAACACUUAUUGUCAUGGUGCUGGUGAGGGAGGAGAACCCAGGGAUCCACUAUCGUUUCAACCCCCCACUCAACAGGGAACCUCUGAAUGGUUUUGCCUGGCAUUACACGUCCUGGUCACGCUGCUCCGCUCUCUGUGCAGGAGGUGUGCAGAUCCAGCAGGUGGUGUGUAGGAAGCAGUCCGAUCAUUCAGUCGCCUUCAACCACUUCUGUGACAAGAAGAACAAACCAAAAGAGAAGAAGAGAUCCUGCAAUACUGAGCCAUGCUCCCCAUCCUGGUGGACAGGAGAGUGGUCGGAGUGCAGUCGCAGCUGUAACGGCGGCCUGCAGACUCGAGAGGUUUUAUGUAAAAGGAGGAUUUCUGUGACGGAGGAGAAAGUCCUGGAUGACGCAACCUGUUCCACUCCACGUCCCUCACUCACUGAGCCGUGCAGCAACCACAGCUGCCCCCCCGAAUGGCUGGCCCUGGACUGGUCAGAGUGUACGCCCAGUUGUGGUCCUGGCUUCAGGCACCGCUUGGUCUUGUGUAAGAGCGGGGAGAGUGGCGACACGCUGCCUGAGUCCAAGUGCCCCAAGUAUGGCAGACCCACCUCCAGGGUGCGCUGUAACCUGAAGCGCUGCCCUCCCCCUCAGUGGGUGACCGGUCCCUGGGGAGAGUGUUCUGCCAAGUGUGGCCUCGGUCAGGAGAUGCGUUCAGUUCAGUGUCUGACCCACAAUGGUCAGCCGUCCGCUGAGUGUAUGGAGCAUCAGCGACCAGCAGCCAUGCAGCAGUGCAAGAGCAAAUGUGACCUCAGUCUGCCCAUCAGCACAGACAAUCCCGAAGAGUGCAAAGAUGUGAACACCGUGGCCUACUGCCCCCUGGUGCUCAGGUUCAAGUUCUGCAGCCGGCCAUAUUUCAGACAAAUGUGCUGCAAGACGUGCCAGGGACACUGACAGCGUCCGUCCUCGUCUCCUGAACACACUCACUCACUCACUCACUCACUCACUCACUCACUCACAGUAAGCCUGAAACCGUCCCACUGAGCCGUGUCCCAGUAGCAGCAGCAGCAGCACCCACGCUGCCUCUCUCAGAGGAGUGGGCCUGUCAGACUGUCCUGGUCCUGGAUCUGGUCAGGGGAGACCAUUUUCAGCCAGAAUCCAGAUGCCUCACUGGGCCUAAACAGCCUGGGUGCAGUUUAUACAUUCCACUGGAGACAGGGCUUCUCAAACCUGGAGAGGCAGAGAGAGGGAGAGGUUGAACCCUCUGUCUGUCUGUCUCUCUCUC
Molecule: messenger RNA, 4064 nt
Organism: Solea senegalensis (Senegalese sole)
Lineage: Eukaryota; Metazoa; Chordata; Actinopteri; Pleuronectiformes; Soleidae
Gene: adamts10
Product: ADAM metallopeptidase with thrombospondin type 1 motif, 10
Exons: 26
Coding region: 416-3733 (1105 amino acids)
Biological process (GO): proteolysis; extracellular matrix organization
Cellular component (GO): extracellular matrix
Molecular function (GO): metalloendopeptidase activity
Source: RefSeq, a predicted model, not a curated record